GCGGGGCGCGCGAGGAGGGCGGCAGCCCCGGGAGGAGGCGCAGGAGCUGGAAGAGGAGGAGGAGGAGAAGAGAAGAGAAAAGGCCGCUCGCUGCCCGGCCCGGCAGAGAGGCCAGAAGGAGGCGGACCGCACGGGGGCUUGUGGUGCGCAGCGGUGCUGGGACCGCGCGGAGCAGCUGGGCACGACGGCCACAGCAGCCAGGGCCUGGGCCGCGGUUCGGCCGCGUCGGCCGAGCUGGACGGGCCAUUAUGGAGGAAGAGCUGCAGCAUCCACACUGCGUGAAUUGUGUCAGUAGACGGUGUAUGACCAGACCGGAGCCUGGGAUUUCUUGUGAUUUGAUUGGUUGCCCAUUGGUUUGCGGAGCAGUCUUCCAUUCUUGUAAAGCUGAUGAGCAUCGACUGUUAUGUCCAUUUGAACGAGUGCCUUGCUUAAAUAGUGACUUUGGAUGUCCAUUUAUAAUGGCUCGAAAUAAAGUUGCUGAACAUCUAGAAACAUGUCCUGCAAGUGUGGUGUGCUGCACUAUGGAAUGGAACCGAUGGCCAGUUAGUUAUGCAGACCGGAAAUCGUAUGAGAAUCUAAGCAGAGAUGUUGAUGAAGUGGCACAAUUAGAUAUGGCACUGGCCCUUCAAGACCAGAGGAUGCUCUUGGAAUCUCUCAAAGUAGCCACCAUGAUGUCAAAAGCGACUGAUAAAGUAUCAGCACCUAGAGAACAAAUAUCAGUUAAAUCAGAUAUCCCAGAGAUACCACAUGCUAAUGGUUUAGUGUCUGUUGAUGAAGAAUCUUAUGGUGCACUUUAUCAAGCUACUGUAGAAACAACCAGAAGUUUGGCUGCUGCUUUAGAUAUCCUGAAUACAGCCACAAGAGACAUUGGCAUGUUAAGUACAGGUCUCUCUGAUUCCCCAGAUGAAACGAACGAAGAGCAAAAUGCCAGAGAAAGCUUACAGAAUAGAAACUUGAAAGACCAGGACUAUCUUCAUGAGGAUGAGAUUGGAGCAGUAGGUGGAAUUGACCAUAACAAUACAAGCCAAAAUGCCCAGCCUGAACAAAAUGGUUCAAGUGAUUUAUUAUGUGACUUGAAUAGCAGUGCUUAUGGCACUUCUGCUCUUUGUAAUGGCUUUCCUUUGGAAAAUUUAUGUACACAGGUCAUAGACCAGAAUCAGAAUUCACAUAGUGAUUCAAAACAAAGUAACUUAACAAAUGGAGAAUGUGUAGCAUCAGAUGGCACUUCAAAACCUUCCAGUUCACUUUCGGUAGCAGCACAACUUAGGGAAGUAAUACCAUCUAAUGCUUUGCCUAAUGGCACAGUUCAGCAUAUCUUCAUGCCAGAUGAUGAGGAUGAAGAAUUAUGUUGGCGAAAAGUAGACUUAGGGGACUUGAAGAACGUGGAUGUCUUAUCUUUCAGUCAUCCUCCUUCGUUCAAAUUUCUUUCUAAUUCAUGUUGGUCUAAACCAAAGGAAGAUAAAGCAGUAGAUACAUCAGAUUUGGAAGUAGCAGAAGAUCCAAUGGGCCUCCAAGGAAUAGAUCUAAUCACAGCAGCAUUACUGUUUUGUCUAGGAGAUUCUCCAGGUGGGAGGGGUAUAUCUGAUAGUCGCAUGGUCGAUGUUUAUCACGUUGACUUUGGGACUCAGACUUUUUCGCUUCCAUCUGCAAUUUUAGCUACAAAUACAAUGGUUGGGGAAAUAGCUUCAGCUUCAGCUUGUGAUCAUGCCAACCCACAGCUUUCAAAUCCAAGUCCCUUCCAGACACUUGGGCUGGAUUUAGUUUUGGAAUGUGUCGCUAGGUACCAACCCAAGCAGCGUUCAAUGUUUACAUUUGUUUGUGGACAGUUAUUUAGAAGAAGAGAAUUUUCAUCCCAUUUUAAGAAUGUACAUGGUGAUAUUCAUGCUGGACUCAAUGGCUGGAUGGAACAGAGGUGUCCUUUAGCCUAUUAUGGUUGUACUUACUCUCAGCGUAGAUUUUGUCCAUCAACACAAGGAGCAAAGAUUAUACACGACCGCCAUUUGCGGUCAUUUGGAGUUCAGCCAUGCGUAUCCACAGUGUUAGCAGAGCCUGCUAGAAAUUGUGUGUUGGGAUUACAUAGCGACCAUCUAAGUAGUCUUCCUUUUGAGGUUCUGCAACAUAUUGCAGGCUUUCUUGAUGGCUUCAGUCUAUGCCAGCUCUCAUGUGUAUCCAAGUUAAUGAGGGAUGUAUGUGGCAGUCUGCUUCAGUCUCGUGGAAUGGUCAUACUACAGUGGGGGAAAAGGAAGUAUCCAGAAGGAAAUUCAUCAUGGCAGAUAAAAGAAAAGGUAUGGCGAUUCAGUACCGCAUUUUGUUCUGUUAAUGACUGGAAAUUUGCUGACAUCCUAAGCAUGGCUGACCACUUGAAGAAAUGCAGUUACAAUAUUGUAGAGAAACGGGAGGAAGCCAUCCCACUGCCAUGUAUGUGUGUGACGAGAGAACUCACGAAAGAAGGACGUUCACUUCGCUCAGUUUUAAAACCUGUACUUUAAAAACUGCAGCUCCACUUGCACAUACAUGCAAGCACCUAGUAUAAUUUCUUUGUAAUAUGUGACACUUUAUUAAUGUAUUAAAGAUUACAACUAGCUAAAUUUAUUGUCACUAUGUAUAUAAUGUUUUGAAGUGACAUAUAUUUUUAUAAAGUACUGUUUAGUUGGAAAAAGUUGCCUUAAUGUUUGAAACGUGUGAAAUAUUUGGAACUUGCUGGACAGGGUGAUUUAAUUUUUAGCUACACAAUUUUCAGAAUUAGUAUUUUUAAUGGUGUGCAUAUUUUGGUUCUUAAAUUUUUUGCUUCUUUAACUAACAAGAUCCUGACCAAACAGUAUAUUCCUCAUGUUUUCUCUGGGUUGCAACCCAUGCAUUCAAAAAGCAAAACUUUGAUUCAGAUUUUUGCAGGAUAGGUUUUUCAGAUUAAAAAAUUCAGUUGCUUAUGCCCUGCUUAAGAGCAUUAUAAAGAUUUUAUUUUCUAGUGCUCCCCUUAUACAAAUUAUACAGUUGUUGAUACUUAGAUGAUCUCCAAUAUAUACUUACAUAAUAUUUAAAAUCAUGGUUAUUUGGUAAUGACAUUUAUCGUGUUUUAAAAAUAAUUCACAAAGAUGUUUUCACCCUAUGUAUUCAUUUAGAGAGUGUCCAUAUGCAACUUUCUAUUUUGUUAGACUCCACGUCCAAAGACUCAUGGCAAUGUGACAGGUUAAAGCAAAAACAAACAAAAAGCCUGUGAAUUUAUUUUCAUUUGAAUCUGUUCAUGAUAUUAUUUGCUAGGUAUUUGAUAUUUGUGGAGAAGAAAAUAUACCUCAUUUUAAGUCUGAAUUGGGCAUAUUGCGUGAAUAAAUUUCAACUAUUCAGAAUGCAAAGGGCUUAACUUUUUGUCAUAAGCAUUUAAAAUUUUUGCCUUUUGGUGUUUAUAAUCACAACUAUGUUUUAAGACAUUUAAAAAUGUGAAAUUUGAUAUCUUUGUAAGAUGACAAUCUUGAGAUGCAGAAACUUCAUGGUUGACAAUCUCUUUAAAAUAUUUCCAGAUUAAUUUCCUAUGACUUCUCUGCCAAAAAAGUAAGAAUUACAUCUUUGAGUAAAGAUUAAGGUAUGACAGAAAAAUAUUCAAAAGCCUAUUCUUGAACUAUUUUAUUAUAGUUUUCGAGUUGAUUAAUACUAUUAUUAACCUGAUGUGGUCCGUUUAAAAAAAAUGAAUAUAUCAGUAUUUAGAAAUAAAUUGCAAAGAUAGGGACGUGUACUUAAAUAAUUUGUUUUAACUACUUUCUGGCAUUUGGUGAUCUGAAAUGGUGACAAGUUAUUUUGUUAUAAAAUAGCAAAACUCUGUUUUUUCUUCUCUUCCUACAUUUGUCCCCGAGAGUGCUCUUUUGUUACUAGGUUCUUGAUUCCCAUAUAUGGCAAUCAGGCUAGGCAGAGGCGUUCCUUGGGCAUUAGGAAAGAAUUCUGAACUGCUUAAGACUUGUUUUGGUUGAAUCAACUCCUUAGACAGUUGAAAAUAUAGCACUGAAGACUAAUCAAUUGUUUUGCCUCACCUGUCAUUUUAAUUAGUAGACUACUUAUUUCUCAGUGCUUAAACUUUCUUUUUCAACUGUGAGAUUGAAUUACAUAAGCAGCCUCUUUCUACGAAGAAGUUCGAAAUAAGAUAUCAAAUACUGUAAAACAGAACUCUGCUUUAUAAAGUUUUGCUGAAGAAUGUGUCUGGUUAGGAUAGCACAAACAUUAACUUCUUGUUUUAUGGUUGUGCGUUUUAAAAUCCUUGGUUUUUAAGUUUAGAUUUCUUGUUUCUAUACUGGAUCAUGAGGUACUUAACAUUUUUCCACCUUAUAUUUCUUUUACACAUCUUUGGCUGUUUGUUUGUUUGUUUGUUAUGCCACCAUACUGUUUUGUUAAAAUGUGUUCUUUGUGCAACAUUCGUUCAAAUUCUAAUAAAAUUAAUAUUUUCCCUUUA
Pteropus alecto (black flying fox) is the source of this 4435-nucleotide messenger RNA. RefSeq names its product F-box protein 30 (gene FBXO30). The transcript has 4 exons. The record is from RefSeq and is a predicted model, not a curated record. NCBI's taxonomy places the organism in Eukaryota, Metazoa, Chordata, Mammalia, Chiroptera, Pteropodidae. Gene Ontology annotation, molecular function: zinc ion binding; protein binding; ubiquitin protein ligase activity. The coding region runs from base 249 to 2489 and encodes 746 amino acids.